This is a messenger RNA of Ixodes scapularis (black-legged tick), 678 nucleotides long. RefSeq lists its product as uncharacterized. The transcript has a single exon. Bases 1 to 678 code for a protein of 225 amino acids. Lineage: Eukaryota; Metazoa; Arthropoda; Arachnida; Ixodida; Ixodidae. The record is from RefSeq and is a predicted model, not a curated record.
AUGAACGUCGAGGACUUCUCAACCAAGGAGAUUCGCGCCGCCAUCGGGAAAACCGGCGUAAAGAACAUGAGUGACUUCACCGUGUAUAGAAACGAAAAAGCGAAUACCAUCGCCAUUACAACCAGAAAUAGCUUGCUCGCGGAAAAAUUUCUCCAAAUCAGAGAAAUUCCUACCGAGCGACAAGGCCCGCGUGAAGUGCAGCCCUACAAGGCACUAGGCUCCAACAAGGUGAGAGGUGUCAUCUACCUUCACUCACCGCAUGACGAUCCCGAAACUCUCGUAAAUGAACUCAUCUGCAACACACACAAGAUCGUCGCGGCCAGAGCCCUGGGCAUCAAGAAAAGGACUAUUCUAAUCACAUUCGAGGGAAGAACGUUGCCCCGGCACGUUCGCUACGCUUUCGAAGUCUACAGGGUUGCAGAAUACAGACCAAGGCCGCUGGUUUGUUUCGGAUUUCACCAAAUCGGUCACAAGGCCGUUGUGUGCCCCAAUAACAUCCGGAGGUGCGGAUCAUGCGGACAAGAACACGGAGAGGUGGAGGAUUGCCAGGCUGCACCAAAGUGCGUCCACUGCCACGGAGCACACGUCGCCGCAAGCAACAAGUGCCCUAAAAAGAAAAAUUCCGCCGAGAAGCGACUCACUCAAGAAGCGACAAAAGAAGCCCGCACCUCGAGUUGA